UGAACUUAUGCAUAUAGGAGUUAACAUUCCUAAUAAUUGUCUCUGUUUUGACAGGUACCAGAGGUUUGAAAAGGCUUUUCUACUGGCGAUAGAUAUAGGUGCUCGAGACCUCUUCUUGGACAUUUAUUAUGUGGCUUUGGAUAAGGGUGAGUUGGCCCUGGCUGAAGUGGCUAAGAAGAAAGCUAAUGAGAUUGAUGCAGAAUCAAUAACAGCUGAAGUUGAAACUCUGGACUGCUUACAUGGAGGAGACCCUUUGAUAGGAGAGAGGGCAGAACUGCCUUCUGCCUCAGUUAAGAACAGGAAUCUUUCUUCAGGAUCAGGCAGCUGCAGUAGCAACAAUUCAUUGCAGUUUGGUGCACAGAACAAUCCUACUGACAGGUCUUCAUGCCAUAACAUGACCAGUGACAUGGGAAGUGAACUUGGGUUCAAUGCCUAUGCUGCAGCCCUGACCGCUGACCCUUUGGCUUGGACCCAGGCAGGGAAUUAUUUUGAUGGAGAAGGAGAGCCACAGGAACUUGAAAACAACAGCACUCUGAAAGUGAUACACUUUGGUCUAGUGUGAAAUGCAAUUUUGGUUUCUAAAUUGCAUGGUAGACAAAGUGUAAUACCACUUAAUUACCAUUAUGUUUGUCUAAAUAUUAUCAUAAAACCCAGGUAAUGCAGAAAAUGUUGCAACAGUUCAAAAAAAGUGAAUAAAUCUUUUACUCUUAACCUUCCAUUGCUUCUGUUCUACAGUCAUAUUGAUAACAGGUAGGCCUAUUUGAUACACUUCUUUAGAUGAUGAAUUUUUUAAUAUAUUCUUGUAUAAGGUAAAAGUUAUUUCAUUAUGCUGCUACAGUUGAAUUACUUACACUUCAUUCAGUAAAUUCUCUCUAUAGCCACAAAAAAGAACCAUAAGAUUUGGAUUCACAUAACCAGAAAAUUGUAAAUGUUCUUGUAGCUCAUUGUUUAUAAUAGGAGCAAAGUUCAUAAUGGACAGAAUUUAUUACGUUGUGACUUCAAAUGUCAAGGAAUUUAUACCCUUUCAUUAUCCAUUUAUCUUAUUUGUCCAUAAUAAUAACAUUUUGUACAUACAAAUUAGGAGCAGGAGUUGGCCAUUCAGCCCCUCAUGCCUGCUGCACCAUUCAAUAAGACCAUGGCAGAUCUGAUCGUGACCUCAACUCAACUUUCCUGCUUUGACUCCCUUGUUAAUCUAGAAUCUGUCUAACUCAGUCUUAAAAAUAUUCAAUGUGAUCCAGUCUCCACCACUGUCUGGGGAAGAAAAUUCCAUAGCCAAACUACCAUCAAAGAGAAAACUGUGUCUACUAGUUCUAAUCUCUCCCAUAAAGGGAAACAUCCUUACAGCAUCUAUCCUGUUAAGUCCUCUCAGGUUCUUAUUUAUACAAGGUGCUCCAGCUGUGGUUUCACCAAUGUCCUAUACAACUGUAACAAAAUGUCCCUACUUGUAUGUUCCAUUCUUCUUGUAAUGAUGACAACAUUCCAUUUGCCUUCCUGAUCACAUGCUGCCCUUGCACACCAACUUUUUCUGAUUCCUGUACCGGGCACCCAGAUCCCUCUGUGCAUAAGAGUUCAGCAAUCCUUCUCCAUUUAAAUAAUAUGCUGCUUUUCUAUUCUUCCUGCCUGAAUGAACAAGUUCAUAUUUUCCCAAAUUAUACAACGUCAUCUGUCAAGAUUUUACCUACUCGUUUAAUCCGCCUAUAUGUUUUUGCAUAGCCCUUCUGUCCCCUUCCCAACCUGUCUAUCUUUGUUUUAACUAUUUUCUUUAUGCAGUGAUUCCAAACAAGGUUGUCAUUAGAAAUACCACUAUUCUUUUCUGUUGAAUUUAAAUUCAGGUUAUUUUGAAAAAGAUGCCUUUUCUUUAAUACAGCAAAAUUCUCAUUGCAUUUUGAGAAUAAGCUGUUUGUAGCAAUGCCUUGACUUUAAACACAAAAUACACGCUUUAUCUACAAGAACUGUUUUUGUCCACUUCACUCAUGGCUUCUGUCAAAACUGAUGAUGGCCUGUAUGAGGGAUUAAUCUAGCAUCAAUCAGUGGUGUAUAAUCCUUCAUGCAUAGCAUUUUUCUUUGCUUUGUAUGUUAAGAGGAUUUGAGUUUAAAAUGCAUAAAUUGAUGCAAAAAAUCUGCAUAAGAUCAAAAUUAGUUCAUUUCUCAAAGUUUUUCUGUUCAUUUAGUUCCAUCUAUUCCAAAUUUUUAAACACCGGCGUAUUUAUAUAUAUAUUUCAGAUAUAGUCAUAACAUAGAUGAAGGACUUCAAUGAGUAUCCUUUCAAUGUGACUGCUAUUUUUGAAACUCUCAGUUAAUAUCCCAGUGCCUGUGAUAUUAUCAAACUUGUUUAAUGUUAUUGUGUGACAUGUCAAGUCUUCAUAUAAAGGUAUGGUAGAAAUGUCUUGUACGAACCAAUGAUGGAUUUGAAUGUACUCUACUAUAUAACUUGCAAAAUAUUAAAGUAUAACACCCAUAAUAAAUACUGUGUCAUAAGAAAACUGUGUAAAUGUUGGAAAUUAGAAACAUAAGACUUUCACAAUAUGUUAGUGAGCAUCUGUACUGAGAAGAGCUGAGAUGUAAUGUUUUGCAUAUGUAAUUCAUCAUGGGUUGUGAUGGCUGAAAGGUGAACACAGGUAUGCACAAUUUGCAGAAGUCACCUCUGGACAUUGCUCAGGUGUGGGGAUGCUGACCGAUGCAGAGAGCAAUAAGGAACAGAACCCAAAACUAAUUUCCCCCUUCCCUCGUUCAGGGAUUCUGGGAUAAUUGUGCUGACCUACUGCCAUCCUGCUUAAGAUGUCCUAAAUCCACGCUGAGCAAGGAUCAAACCAUUAACUUUUCUGACCUGUACUGCUUAGUGCUGUGUACCAACUGAGCCAGUAUUGACAUAAAUGUGUCAGCUCAUAUGAUUACCUGAAGUAUGCUCAAACCUAUAAUAUUCUGCUCAGAAGUUGGGAAUGUUAUCGAUCGGCCACUGUUUACUGCACAGGCAUACUGCUGAUGUUUAACCUGUUAAAAUUACACAGCAUGACAUCAGAGUGCAGACAAGCCUCAAACUAGAACCACCUUAACUAUCAGUAUGAUGUUAUACAGAGGAAUCUGGAACCAUCGCUACUUUUAACAGUUUACCCCUUCAGGUUGUACUAGGAUGGCUGAUCACAUAUUGACACUGACCUUACUCUGAGAGGAGGUUGAUGCACUGGCCUGACAGCAUUGUGGGCGUCCAUUGCCAAGUUUGCCACCUCAGAGCCACCCGCGCCUUAAAGACAGUUCACAUGUGUAGCUGAGAUGACAAGGUGUAGAGCUGGAUGAACACAGCAGGCCAAGCAGCAUCAGAGGAGCAGGAAAGCUGACAUUUCGGGUCUGGACCCUUCUUCAGAAAUCACAUGUGUAGCUGUUAGUUUGAGACGAAAUGCAUUUUGCACUUUAAUGUGAUGAGUAUGGUAUUGAGGCAUAAAAGAGCAUUCUAUUUUGGACUAUUUGGUUAGCAUUGUUUCCAGUUUUGAUUUCUAAUGUCAGUUACAAAGAAUUUUCUGGGACUUUAAAGGGAGAAUUAGUACAAAAAGUCUUUACGCACAGCCUUGAUGAAAACUGUGACGCGAGAAAAUAAAAUCUGUCUUAAUUUCACUGAAGCUCUGUGUGCCCAGAAUAUCAAAAUACACCUGGAUAAAAAUAUUAUCUCUUGUUGUAUCAAAACUCAUCUCAUCCAUGAUACCCAACUUCCCACUGAACUGUGACAAAGUUGGAUAGAUUUUGCACAGCAGGAUUUGGAAUAAGUUUACUUUGAUUCUGGCAAUCUGUGGCAAGGCAGCUGGUGAGCCCAGAUGGUGGUUAGCAGCAUGAUGUCUGGAGAGCAGGACUGGACUCUAGUGGUGAAACAGCAUCACAGAGGAGGGAGAACGAGCACAGUACGGAUAAGAUCGAGCCUUUGUGGGGAAGCCCAGCGUGGAAGGUCUGCAGGCCCACGGCUAAAGAAGGACUGUAAUUCUUUAUUUUGUCGACUUUUUAUACUAAGAAGAACUGUAAUGUCUAACUUUUAACUUAUCUCUUCAUUUUUGUACUUUGUUCCUAAGAUGUUGUACCUAGGUAUCUUUGUACUUAGUUGGUACUGGGAAUGGCGACAUUGUAAACUUUUCACUGUACUCCUGUAUCCCUGUACUUGAGUACACAUGACAA
This is a messenger RNA of Rhincodon typus (whale shark), 4158 nucleotides long. RefSeq names its product WD repeat-containing and planar cell polarity effector protein fritz homolog. NCBI's taxonomy places the organism in Eukaryota, Metazoa, Chordata, Chondrichthyes, Orectolobiformes, Rhincodontidae. Bases 8 to 562 code for a protein of 184 amino acids. Gene Ontology annotation, biological process: cilium organization; nervous system development; establishment of protein localization. The transcript is spliced from 6 exons. Gene Ontology annotation, cellular component: axonemal basal plate. The record is from RefSeq and is a predicted model, not a curated record.